Molecule: messenger RNA, 4622 nt
Organism: Cuscuta campestris
Lineage: Eukaryota; Viridiplantae; Streptophyta; Magnoliopsida; Solanales; Convolvulaceae
Source: the annotation of a GenBank genome assembly
UGAGUUUUUUUUUUAUAAUUGCCUACUUGUGUGCUUGUAUUAAAUGAAUAAAUUCUUAUGUUGUUAUCUUUGAAACAAAUGAGUUGUUAUUAAAUGAAAAAAUUGUUAUUCUGUUAUAUUUGAAGCAAAUGGAUGUUCACCCAGGACCUAUUUCACGAGACGUUUUAGUUCUUGAAGACGGAGUACAUAGGUGUGAUGCAGUAUGGGCGGACGAAGAUUACGCCAAAAAGAGUCUAAAGUGUCAUAGGACUUGUUCUAGUAUAUAUCCGAGGACUCUUGUUGCUAAUAGACCACCUCGUGUCAUAGAGAUCUUACGGGAUUAUGGAUUUUAUGGGGUGGAAAAGGUAGGUGGAUUACAAUUAGAUUGGGCUCUGAUUACUUCUUUAGUGGAGAGAUGGAGACCCGAGACCCAUUCAUUCCAUCUCCCCUUUGGAGAGGUUGGAAUUACGCUACAAGAUGUUGAGGUUUUACUAGGAUUGCCCGUUGAUGGCAUUCCAUUGUCGGGGGGCACCAGUCGAUCAAGAGAUCAGUGGAUUCAGAUUUGUCAUGACAUGAUGGGUUUUAGACCCGAACCAUCUGAUAUUACAUCUUCUACGAUUAAGAUAUCUGCAAUUCAUCUGAAGGCGCUGACAGAGAAUAGUGAUGAAGUUGAUUACCAACAGCAUACUAGAGCUAUCAUGUUUAAGUUGAUGGGUGGCAGCUUAUUUCCCAACACGACGGGAAAUAAGGUUAAUUUGUAUGUGUUGGAGGUAAUCAUGGGUGACUCUGUGCUGGUGCGGGGUCGUGCCAUAGGUGCUGCGGUUCUCAGUUUCUUGUAUCGUAGUAUGUGUCGUGCGAGCAUGACACAUGUAUCUCAGAUUGGAGGGUGUCUUAUCCUCUUACAGCUUUGGGCAUGGGAACAUCUGCCUAUGACUAGACCUAGGGGGGUUGUACCAUUGGAGCAGCUGGUUAAUGUUCCAUACGGAGUCAGACAGUUUGGUGCCCGCCAACGUGUUCCUCUCGAUGUUGUGUAUGAUCGACACCUACAUAACAUUAAGUCGACCACUAUGGAGCUCGGAGACAAUGAGAGACAUUAUUUAGGUCUAUGGGAGGGACGUUACACUGCAAAUGUAGUGAUGGAAUUUGGGAUGUCGGAUGCCACGCAUGAGUACCGUCAGUGGUAUUACCUCCAUGGUCGAAGACAGAUAGGAAACCCCGCACAUCAGCCCGGAACAGGCUAUGUCCCCAUUUCUCCUGAGCUACAGACAGCACUAUCCUGUAUGGCAGAUUGCCAUCAGCGCCUUGAUCCAGGUAGGCACCCGGAUGGUUUUGUACCCUCUCACGAGGUACUGCGAGUUCAUGACUUAUUAGGUGAGUGUAUACGUGCUCUUGGACAUGCAUCUAUCCUCGAUCAUCCACAGCAGCAACCAGUAUACAAUCCAGGACAUAUUCAGAGAAGGGCAGAUAGAAGGCGCGAUGCACCUCAUGUAGGGGUUAGGCGUGGCGGGCGUGGUCAACGUAGGUUGCAAGUAGAAGAAGAAGAGGUUCAUACCCCGGUCGAAUCCCAUCGUAUGUCCCCAGACGAGGAUGCCAUUGACGAUGACUGUGUUGAGAGCGAUACCCACACACCCGCUUUCACCUUUGAGCCAUCCACUUCAUAUACUCCGCGAUUCGAGGUUCCAGAUCCUACACAACGCACGUAUCGUACGUCACCGGUGAGUACUGAUGUAAUUCAAGACGGAUUCCAAGGCGUGGAAUCUGUCUAUGGUAAAUUCCCCAGACAUCAAUCAGGGGUUUAUGUUGGUUCACGACCUCUCCCAAUCAACGACGAACCAACAUGGCGGCAUUUUUUACGGAAAGCAUCACGUGAAUACGAUGCAGUUGAAGUAUUCAUCGUGGUGUCUAAAAAUGUUGAGGAGGAAGUUGAGGUGGAAGAGGAUGGUAAUCCAUUCUUUCAGCAACCAAUGGAUCAGCCAUCUUCAUCCCAUUACGCUCAACACCUUGAUAGCGAUCCGGAUGAUGCUGAGUACGUUGCACCCUUAGAAGAAGAUGAAGGCUCUUCAGAAGAGGAAGAGGAUAUAUCAUCAGAUGAAGGAGAUGAUGGGGACAACGAGCUUGCAAUGCCACAUUUAGAAGAAGUCCAACGACGUGAAACACAUAGAUCUUUGCAACCAACAUUCCAUGUACCAAUUAUUGAGGUUGGUAAUACGUAUCCUUCUUUUCAAAGUUUACAAGAAGCUGUGUCAUUACGUAACAUUGCAGAGCAUAGACACUUUCGCACAGUUGCGAAAAGGAGUCGUUAUUGGAGAGCUAGUUGUGUAUACACCCCCCAAUGUACUUGGUUCAUCCAAGCCGCAGAGAAUGCAGGGACAAGUAUUUGGACAAUAAAGCAAUACCAAGGAUACCACCAAUGCAGACCCGAUUACACAAGAGCAAAGGACGACAAAUUGUUGACAAGUGAACUCAUAAGUACCCUGAUUGGUCCAAAAAUUCAAGAAGAUGCUGACUAUAAAGUCAAACUCAUUAUCAGGGAUAUUUAUGAGUUGUUCCAGAUCUCUGUGUCUUACAAGAAGGCAUGGUGUGCACGGUUAUUAGCCAUCCAACGAUUGUAUGGUAGCUGGGAAGGGUCAUACAAUAAGUUGGCUCCCUUGCUCAGUGCAAUUAUGGAGUCAAACCAUGGAACUGUUGUUGAUUUACAAACAAUGGCAACUGAUUCACCAACUUCUUUUCAGUUCAAGUAUGUAUUCUGGUCCUUUAGGGCAUCCAUAGAUGGAUUUCACUAUUGUCUUCCUGUUAUUUCAGUAGAUGGAACUCACUUAUACGGCAAUGGGAUUGAGCAUGCAUUUGAAAAUGUGCCAGAGUUAGGUGGAGGUCGAGUGACUCGAAGAUAUUGUCUCCGCCACCUACGCAGCAAUUUCUGGAAUAAGUUUCGAAGUAAGAAGUUGCGGACCUUGAUGUACAAAGCUGGUAAAGCCCCGAAUAGAAGUGAGUUUGACCAGUUGCUACUCCAAAUAGCAUCCAAAAAUCAAGAAGCCUACAACUGGCUUAAUGCCAUUCCAGAACACAAGUGGGCUUUGUCACAUGAUGAAGGUGGGUCACGUUAUGGUGUAAUGACNCGAAGUAAGAAGUUGCGGACCUUGAUGUACAAAGCUGGUAAAGCCCCGAAUAGAAGUGAGUUUGACCAGUUGCUACUCCAAAUAGCAUCCAAAAAUCAAGAAGCCUACAACUGGCUUAAUGCCAUUCCAGAACACAAGUGGGCUUUGUCACAUGAUGAAGGUGGGUCACGUUAUGGUGUAAUGACAACAAAUUCCUCAGAAAGUUUCAAUCAUGUCCUUAAAGGAUGUCGUUGUUUGCCAGUAUAUGCCAUUGUGAUAUUCACCUAUGAUAAGCUGGUCAAACUUUUUGCUGAGAGGCAAACCAGUGGAGGAGAUAUGGAGAUACUCUAUCUUCUGGGAUCCUUACUCUCCACCUCCCUCACUUCUCUCGCUCUGUCUCUUCUCCUCCCCUUUACCCACGUCUUCCGCCGCUUCUGCGCCACACGCGCCGCCACAGACUCUGUUUCGAUCUACCAAGGCACCGUAUGGCAUGAGCGCCGCCGACCCGUCCACCACUCUUUCCGGUACGAUGUUCGUUACGCGCUGGUUGACCUUGACCACGCUCCUCACGCGCCGCCCGACCACCUCUCCGCUUCCCAAGCUCGCUCCUUUUCCGGAACCAAUGGCCCCGUUUUGUUGUUGACAAUGCCCCCAAGUGUGGGCUAUGAACAAAAUCCAUUGAGUGUGUACUAUUGCUAUGAUGUUGAGGCUUCCUCCUCUCAGCAUUUGAAGAAAUGCAUUGCUGAAGUGACAAAUACGCCAUGGGGUGAAAGAGUCAAGUUUUUGUUUAACCCAGAAUCCGAUAUGGUUGCGAAAGCUCUACAUGUUAGUCCUUUUAAUGAUAUGCUUGGUAGUUGGAAGAUAAAAACAAAUACACCGGGAGAGAGUAUUUUGGUAACAAUUUCAGUAAGUCAUCCCACACUUGGUGACUAUUUUUCAGCUUCAUUGGUUGCCAGAAGAGUAGAGUCUUCUGUGCCGGUGGAUCACACACUAUUCUUCUGGCUGAUGCCUCAUAAGGUUGCUUUUUGGAUAUAUUGGCAGGCUCUUAAACUUUGGUGGAAAGGUGUAAGAUUUGUACAACACCCAAGGUAUUACAAUCCCCGGUACAGAAAAGAAGCUGUAGUCCGCGAUGAAGAACUUCGCUGCUGCCAAGCGUUCGCGUCUAACUCAGAAAGCCAGCAAGAAACUGGAGAAAAGUGGUCAAAAUCUGAAGGAGACUUGAACGCGACAAGCCAUUGCUUCACUUGGAGGGAUGCCAAGUGGCCGUGGAACUAAAUAUAGAAGCCGGUGAGUUCAUUCAUUAUAUAGUGAAUUUUAUGUUACUUUCUUAUUGGGUAAUAUUCGGUGUUUGCGUUUCGCACUUACCCAGAAGAGAGGAGUUCUUCUUCCAUAAAGAUGGUUGCUUUGUUCCAUCAAUUGAGAGUGAGAUUAACAACAUUAUACUUACUCAGAAUAACUGAAGUGAAUGUACAUUAAUUCAUUAUUGUAGAUGGAUUGCACAUGAUUCAUCUUAUAUAGAUUAAUAUGCAAUCAAACUUCAUUGUAACU